This is a messenger RNA of Porites lobata, 16551 nucleotides long. The record is from the annotation of a GenBank genome assembly. NCBI's taxonomy places the organism in Eukaryota, Metazoa, Cnidaria, Anthozoa, Scleractinia, Poritidae.
AUUUUAAAAUAAUAGUGAGUUAUUUUACAACACAUGAUCCGUUCCGGACAGCCGGAUAUGUCGACAUUUUGUGAUUCAGCAACUACAUUCAUCACUCAUCCGAAGUCCAAAUAUAUGAUUAUUUCCUAAAUUUACAUUCCUGAGCAAAGUCACUCUUUAACAUUAACCAUUUCUUGGCUUAUUCCAGGAUUGCUCCUGGUUGACUAUGAUGUUCUUGGCGGAGAAUAAGCUUCGCACGAACAUGUCGGAUGAAGGAAAGGAGGCAACUUUGCGCAUAAAUCACUUUUGGACGUCUUCUGAGGUGAUGUAGUUUGUUAUAUUUUGUUUGUUAUAUUUUACCAAAUAUGGCUCUUGAUCAUAUAGUUUAAAACCUUGCAAUAUAACCAUUCCGACACAAUUUUGCGUGAUCAAUAGCGUUUGCUUUCCUUUGCAUUCAUGAUAAACUGCACGUGUAAACCGCUCUCUUUUGCUCGUCACGCAAUAACUUAACGUUUUCCCAAGGGUUAAUGGGGGAGUACUCCGGAAAAAUUCCGGUCGGUGAAGUGAGGAAUGCUCUCUGAUAAACUGAUCCUAUUCCCCCCAGCAGUGAGGGGGGGAAGGGGAGGGGCGGAAGCUCCCUCCUCCGCAAAGGAUCCCGCUGGGUUUACCAGUAAAAAUAGCAAUAAUUCAAGCGCGCGGCAUGGGGGGAUUAUAGCCUCUGAGCAAGCUCUCCUGGUGCUCUCCAGCGGCGGGGCGAGUCCUUCCCCUCUUCCCUCCCCCACCCCCGUACCCCCGAUUCUAGCAAAAGCUGUACAAGAAUGACAAAUGAGUGGGUAAAUUCCUACUCACGCUAACCACAGCGACAGAUGUUUGGCGUGUAUCAGCUCGGAAGGAACGCGACAUGUGAAAGCGAGUGAGAAGGUUGUGUGGGGAGAAAUGAGAAGGAUCUAAGCCGUUCGCGGGAAGAGUGUGUUUUAGAAAGGCAAAAAAUCAGGGAACCCCUAGAGACUCUUGCUUGCAGGUUAGGGGGAUUAAAGAGGCCUCCACGCAGGGAGAAGAGAGCCGCCGAGGCCUUUCCCCAGGGCUUUUCCCGCCAGACAGGGUGGCGAUUAUGAACGGUUUUUGUCUUACACUAUAAAGUUCAGGUUAUGAGGGUCUUGUAGGAAAAUUUUCAUUUUUCUUUUAGUCCCUGAAGAAGGUUUGUUUUCAAACCGAAAUAUUGGGCAAUUUGUGUAAAUAUAUCUUUUUUGUUUAUUCCUUUGUUUACUUCUUUCUCGCCUUGCCGCAAGGAUCAGUUUGCCGUUUCAUAUUUUUGUACAAGUUUCAUUGUACUGAUCAAGGUCUGCAACUGGGAGAUCCGGCAUGUUGCUGUGGACUUGCUGAUGUUUUAUAUAUGAGGGUCUUGGCUACACUCCUCUUCCCAAAUUUCCGUUCAGCGCUCCCGGAUCUUGGAAAGAAACCCUUCACCCUUAGCCCUAGCUAGAAAAAAGAUACCAAUAAUUUUCUCACGCACGGCCUUGAGUGAAACCUAUUGGAUAAAAAUACAUGUAUUGGCUUUCCAUUAUCACCAGCCAGCCUAACGGGUAUUAAACCUGCAAUUAUCUCGAGCAUGCUAACCCCGCCAGGAAAGGGGAAGACUGCGGCCCGGCGCUGCGAAAAUAUUUGCCACAAAUGAGGAACUAGUGAGCCGCCUGUAAAAGUUUUAAUAGAAAUUCUUUUAAAACACUCUGGGUACAACUGGCGUGUUUUUUGCCUGAGAGGAAGCUUUUCCGUGGCGCUGAGUAGCGUGUUUUUGUGAUUUUUUGACAAGUUUUUGACUUGUUUGUAUUCACGCCGGGGACUGGGUAAGAGUGCACUGCGUGUACUCUCCACUCGACUUGAUCUUGACUGUGCAAAAUCGAAGAUAAAUAUUUCAUAUUUGUGAGUCUUUUUCGUCCAUCCCUUAGCGCUGCUACAUCACAAGAAUACUAUGGUAAGCUUUAAAACGCGAUUGAGUUUAAUGUGGUGUUUCUCUCAGUGCGAUUAAGUAUUGGAUUGUGUGUGGUUUGUUGUGUUGUGUAGGCGGAUCCAGUUAUCGAGUUCAAAACGCUUUCUCGCAGAGAUGCUUUUGAGCGCAUGGAUAACGAGCUGAAGCUUUUACUUGCCACAGCGCCAGAAGAAAGGCAAGCGGUAAGAUAACAUUACAUUGCAUGGAUUGCUUGAAUAUUAAACUUCAAGAGAACUACUGGGAUCGGGACAUCCUGAACGGCCGAAAUCGACAGCUUUUUUUCAUACAUUACGUGCGUUCAAGUUUUUUUUUAGAUCAAGAGAAUCCUUUUGAUUUAAUGCAGCUCUUGGUGGCCUUUUGUGGCUUUGCCUUGUUUUAUUAUAACACUUCUUCUAAGUAUUGCAGUAAAAUACAAGGUCCCUUGCGUGAUGCUGAGCACAGGCAGCCCAAGCUCAGGAUUGAAACUCAAAAUAGAGUACUAAUUGAUGACGUCAUAAAAACGAAAUUUCUGAAAUUAUGGGAUUUGUCAGGAUAUUCUGAAAGAACAAUAUUUAAGAGGCCUACUUGCCAAAAAUGAGCGUUUCGGGGCAAAUUGUCUCUGAGAUCGUAGCCCAGUUGUGCUUAGAAAACUCCAUACAAACCCUGCUAAAUUUUUUUGGGGUCGACCCAGAUAUUUUUGUCAGAUAUCUUGACAUUUUGGGACUGAUAUCUGUGCUUAGCUAAUUUCAUUCAGGUUUGUAGUAACAUGAUCAAUUCAAUCUUUUGUUGAUGCUAUUUGCUUGGCUCAUCAGUGAAAACAUCCCUAUUUAGGGAAAGUUCAUUUAAUAUGACAAGGGGGGGGAUGAAGAUAUUGAGGGGGGGCUCCGAAAAUUUUUAGACACCCGAAGGGGGGGCUCUGAAAAAAUUGUUGCGCUAGGAGGGUGGGCUCCGAAAAUUUGUAUACUUCAAAACCAACACAUGACAUCAUCAUACAGAUCAGAUGGUUUUCAACUCAACAAUUUAAUGACCUGUGCAACUCAGCUAUAUCACGUGGUUUACAGAUUAUAACAAAUGUAGUCUCAGUAAUUAUUACACUCUUGUUCAUCCCAAAAAUGCUUUAGAAAAUUGUAUCACAACUGUAUCUCAAGUUUGUCAUAGUAUAAACCAUUGAAGGCAAUAACGGUAAAUAUAUUUAAUACAGUCUAGCGAUCUUUUUUCAGGGAAGCAAAGGAAUUGAAGGAGGAGGGGGGGGGGCUCUGAAAUUUUUUCGACUACCAAGGAGGGGGCUCCUAAAAAAUUGAACUGCUAGCGAGGGGGGCUGCUAAAAUUUCAAGCUUCGAGUUUCAAUAUCUUCAUCCCCCCCCCCUUUGUCAUAUUAAAUGAACUUUCCCUUAGCAGAGUUUCAAUGCGCUGAAAAAGAUUUUUUUUCAAAAACUCUUAGCUACAAGCCAAGACCCCCUCUUGGGCUCAAAUUUCACUGAACUUUAGCUUUAAUUUGUGUAAAAAUCGCCUUGCUUGUAGCUGAACAAAUAUGGCAUCUAACUGUAUAUAUGGUCACAAAUUGUUUAUAAUAUCCUUAAACUGAUGCUGGAUACUGAUGUAUCCAAAACACUUCUUCAAAACUUAAAUAUUGCCAUGCGUUCUUUAUAUGAUAACCGGUUAUUAACCAAUAAAAAGUCAUAUAUCAGCCUUUUUUCUGCAGUUUAGCAUUAUGGUAAUUAUUAAUAUGAUCAUGAUUUGCCAAGUGGUUAAAAAAGUAUUGUAAUAUAAUUUGUGAUUUUAAGGAAAAUAGGGUCUUAAUAUUAUUCUAGGAUGCUCUUGUACUUCUGACUGGAAGGGAAUUUCAGAAGGUUCACUCAGGGCCUUGCAUGUCGGAUUACCCUGCACUUCAAACUUGAGUUGUAUUCUAAACAAACAAUAAUUGUCAGUAAAGUUACACUAAAGUGUCAUCGGCAGCAUCAGCUGCUCUAGCUGAUUUUGUUGGGUGAAAUUGCCUUUAUGUAUGGGCGAAUCUUUGUAUUUUUUGCCUCGUUAACAUAUGCUCAUCAUUAUAUUACCUGAUGAAGCUAAUAAAAUAAAACAUCUGAAUAUUGAAAGAGCAUAACAAUUUCAUUUAUCUCUGAAAUUUUGAGCCUGAUAUACUGAAUGGUUUUGGAGAAAUUCUCUUUUAAAAACUCGAAAUUGUACAAAGAAUGUGUGGCUCAUUAUAACUUUUUUGCUACCCAGAUAUCACACAGUUUUCUAUGGCUGAUGUUUCCUUCAAUAUUUCUUGCAAAGAGCUGAAAAUUGCUCAAAUAGCUCAAGUUAAUCUUUCAACUUUGGAAUUUUGUUCAUAUAUACGGCCACGGCUUCUAUGAGUUAAUGUGUACUCAAGUGAGGAAAAAAUGUAAACAAAUUGACGUCAGUGAAGAUUCACCCUAGUAUAGCCUCAAAUCGUUAGAAUUUUGCAUCACCUUUGUGUGUGCAAAGACAUAGCAGAAGAAGAAUGCACAAUAUCUCUUGGCCAGGGUUUUGAGGUAUAUGUUGUUGCAGGAGUCUGAAAUUAAAUUUUACUGGAUACAUGCAUGGUGCAUUCAAGCUGACUUUACCUUUUGUCAGGUUUACAGUUUACUCAGCUCUUUCAUAUACAUGUGUUGAAGAAACCUCAGGGCAUAUUGGGAUAUAUCAACUGGAACACUCUUCAAAAUGAUCUGACAGAAACCCACAUUUUAGCUAUUUUUAAAUUGAAGCUGAAAAUCUUUUUACAGUAAAAGUUCUGUAUAUGUACUGCUGCCUAGUAACAGGGCUUAUGAAGCACUUGGUGAGUUUUUUUUUCUGACAAAAGGGUCGACCAUAUGCAUGGAGAUAGGGAUAUAACUGUAAACCUUGAAAUGAUUAGGAAAUAUUAUGUAGGCAUAGAAUAAUAAUAAUAAUAAUAAUAAUAAUAAUAACAAUAACAACAACAAUAACAACAACAAUAAUAAUCAAUAGUGAUAAUAAUAUUUAUUAAAGAAGGAGCUUAUUUUGUCAUAGUGGGAGCCCUCAUUAAUUAAUUAACUAAAUGAAUAAAUAAAUUAAAUCUUUUUGAAGAGUCAACAUUUUUAAUCAAUGAAUAAAGUAACAAAGUUAAAAACUAGUUACCUCUUAUUUUGCAUUUUACAACUGUCAUAAAACACCAUGAUAGAGUUUUAAUACAAGGUGUUUACAUUGUUUUACAGGAAGCAAAGUUACAUGUGAAAAGCUUUAAAGAAUUGUUUGCAAGGUUUCUUGAGGACACAGGACCAUCUGUAGAAUGGGAGAAAAUCAAGCCACCACCAGAAGGAUCUGUAAGAAAUCCUUAUAAAAAUGAUAAUAUAAUAUUUAGAUUGGUUAGAAGUAGACUUGGUUUAAAUGUUGUGCCAACAACAAACAACAACAACUAUAAUCAAUCUAUUUUGAUUGUGCGGGAUCAUAAUACGUUUCUGGGAAAAUGCCCACCUACCCCUCCCUUAAGCCAACAUUAACACUUACUUUUCACUUAGGGCAAAAUGUUGGCUUAAGGGAGGGGUAGGUGGGCAGUUUUUGAGAAUUGUAUAAUGAUGCAUUGUGCCUGUGACCCAUGCAUCUGUUAUAGUUUUCUUCAGUCUGUUCUUGAUAAUUUCCUCUAUAUAAUUUAAUAGUUUGCUUGGAACAUUUGCUGCUAAUUGUGUAAGCUGAACUAUGAGUUUAUUGAACAGUUUAAAAACUUCUGUUUUAGAUCAUAAUGGAAUAAUAGUUUGGCUGCUUACUCAACGGUAAUGUGAAUGAAAAUUGCUAUUGUAUGAUUUACUAAUGAGAGUGUAUGAUUUUUGAAUUUAGAUUUUAAAAUACAAUGAGAUUCCAGUUGCUACAGAGAGCGAUAUAAAAAGUGUGCUUAACAAAUUGGUUGUCAUUAAGCUGAAUGGAGGUCUGGGGACAAGUAUGGGCUGCACUGGCCCCAAGAGUCUCAUUUCGUUACGUCGGGAUUUGACUUUCCUGGACAUGAACGUACAACAGAUUGAGGUGAGUUUUAAAAAGCACGUCAGAGAAGAUGAGAUAAAGAGACCUACAUGCUAAAGCAAGUUUAAAUCAACUGCAAAUUUUCUGCACCAUACUUGAGGCCAUGCCAAGGGGGGUCCCAUGUCGCCCGUGUGAAUUUUAAAAUGUCUUGUGUCAGUGUUUAUAAAUGCUUGUCGUUUAUUGUCGGCUUUGCCAUCACUGUUGCAAUUUGGUCGAGGGAGGUUGUCUCGUUGCGAUUUCAUUUUACGCGCUGUGGCUACUUUUUGUUCCAGACAACUUUCUUGCACAUGAUCACAGAUAAACAGAGAAAAGUCCUCUUGUUUGUCUUACAAAACUUUCUUCAUCUUUCAGAUCACUGAAACAGGCUACUGUUUUGUUUUCAAAGCAAGUGCUUUCACUUGCAUAAAUCAGUUUCCCAUAUAUUGAAAGUAAAGCUCAGUAAUUCCCUAAAAAAAGAGAGCUGUUUUGUUUGCCUGGAUUUCCCAGCGUGUCAUGUUACAGGCACUUUUUGUUUGCACUAGUAAAUUGGGGUGUAGUGUUGAAAGGCUUCACACUGUACGUAAAAUUUUGUAAAAGUUGGCCUUAAGUGAGGAACAAGGCUGUGCUCUAAGGAAAAUUGAAGGGAGCCCAGUGCUCUGAACCUGUAAAAUCCAGGAUACCCAGUAAAUGAUUUGUAUGAAAAAACUAAGAUUUUCUGGUCGCCCGAGGGUAAAAGUUGGGUGCCAGGGGCAACCAGGUUCUGCUAAAGCACAGACCUGUUAUUAUAUUUUGAAUGAUAAACCCUAAAGGAGUCCUGGGACGUGGAUGCACAUAUGAUGAGUUUCCAGGAGUGAUGCACAAAAUGUAGCCAUUACAGGUCAAAUUUGAUAUCAGGUUAAUUUUGAUUUAACCUAGUUUGAUUCUCCAUUUCCUUUGUCUCCUAGCCCUAAUUAUUCAUGAAUUAGGGCUAGGAAACAAAGGAACUUGAGAAUCAACCCAGGUUAAAAAAAUUGAACCUGAAAUCAAAUUUGACCUGUAACAUAGCCAUCUGGGUGACCUGUGGCUCAUCUCAGUUACAUGAACAUGUUUGCUGAAAAACUUCGUUUUUUCUCCACAGCAUUUGAAUAAUACAUAUGGAUGUUCUGUUCCUCUUGUUCUUAUGAACUCGUUUAACACACACGAUGAAACACAGAAAACCCUUAGAAAGUACAACGCAUGCAAUGUAAAGAUUCACUGCUUUAACCAGAGCUGUCAUCCUCGUAUUGUGAAGGAAUCUUUGCUUCCGUUGCCAAGUGUAAUGGGAAAGGAACAUGGAUUUAAUGUGGAACAGUAAGUCUCAUGUACUGAAUGUCUGGCACAACCGUACAUAUUCUCCAGAUUGUCAAUCUCCUUAUUUUUCUCUUUUUUCAAAAACUCUUUUGACCUCAAUCUCUUCUCUUGAUUAUGUACUGAUAUUUUAGGAGAAAAUUGGCAUUUUUCACCCUUGGCGCAUAAAGGGUUAAUGAAAGUCAUUUCUGGUAUCAUAUAAACAGCCUUUUAGCUAGUCCUGCUACGGUUCAAUAACAUUUUAUUAAACAACAAUUGCCUAACUUAUGAUUUCUUUUCUUUAUCUUGCAGCUGGAAUCCACCAGGUCACGGGGAUAUUUAUCGCUCCUUUUACAACUCUGGUCUCCUUAACAAGUUCCUUGAUGAGGGCAAAGAAUACAUGUUUGUUUCAAAUAUUGACAACCUGGGAGCUACUGUGGAUGUUAAUAUCCUUUUAGUACAUUUAGUCAACUUUUAAAAUGGUUAAUCUCAUUAUGAAAGCUGCUCCUGUCAUUUGUCUAUAUUAUACAGCAUAUAUAAUAGGGGAUGCUUUUGGUGUAUUUUUUGUAGAAAAGUCCCCAAGUGAUGCCCUUUCUGAUCUUUUUCUCCUUUUUAAAUUUACAAGUACGUGUGUUUACGAACGUAUUUUGAACAAGCUUUUUAGCUCUCUAGACACUACGUAAAAAAAUGAUUGAUUGAUUGAAAUAUAUAUGUUCAAGACAAAUUGGAUGGACAAUUUAACAUUAAUUUUAUCUGAAAGCACCUGACUCCUUAUUCCAAAAAAGCCCACGCUACUGUUUGAAAAGAGUACGGGACGUAGACCCGGGUGGUGUGGCCAACCUUUAUGGGUUGUGGGAUUGGGUAGGGAUGGCACCUUGCCUGGGACCUAUGAGUCCCGUUCAUGCCUAUUCCCUCUGGGCAGGCCUGUGUCCAGAAAAGCUUGUAAAAAACAAAAAACAAAAAAGACUUCAAUAAUAGUAAUUAAUGAUUGUUUUAAAGGGAACCUCCACUCUUACUACAGAAUAAGUUUAAAUUGAGUAAAAUUAUGUUGAUAAACAAAUUUGUUCGAAAUUUGUCUUAAAAAAAGUGUUUAUAUCAGGAAAAGUGAAUUUUAAAAUCGCUUAUUUUCACUUUCAAAUUUCGCGGGCGCCGCCAUCUUGAAUAAUUGUGACGUGUUACGGUUGCUCUAUUGUUCUGACACAAAGAGCUUUUGUUUAAUAACAAUAGGGCAACCAUUACACGUCACAAUUAUUCAAGAUGGCGACGCUCGCAAAAUUUGAAAACAAAAAUAGGCGGAUCUAAAAGUUAUUUCUUUUGGAUACAAAGGCUUUCUUUAAAAAUAUUUUAGAUUGACUUGACUGUAACAGUUAUUUCUUGUGAUUUAAAGUUAUCUUUUUGUUGAAGUGGAGGUUCCCUUUAAUACUACCUCCUACCUUGCCUCCUCGACUCCCUUCUGCAUGAGGCCUCCACACUUCUCCACCUGGUAUCUUGAAAAGUGUGUCUGGUUUCAGUAAUGAUUUUUUUUGUGGGGAUACAUGGGAGAUUAACCCAUGGGAGGGCCAGGCAUUGCAAUUCGUCUGACCCAUUCAUAAAACAACUAUUCACAAAAAGAUGGGUUGGUGGUUUGGAACAUUUCCAGCACCACACGGUAAAUUGAAAAUCCUCCUUAACUCAGCUCAGAUAUUUUAAAUUACAUGAAUAACCCUUCAAAGUCACCCUCACCAGAAUUUAUUAUGGAAGUUACUGACAAAACAAGGGCAGAUGUUAAGGUACAUUGCAUAACAUUAUGAUUAAUAAAUAUGGAUCAUCCUUAUUUUUUAAAUGACCAAUUAAAUGAAACCUCUUUAGGGGUACUUCCUCACAUGGUGCUAAUUACACUAGUCUUACACUACACUAGUCUUGUUUUGUAUAAAUUAACAGGUUUUAAUUGGAUUCUGGACUCUGGAUGAAAUCCUAUGGUGUCACCAUUGACAUGAAAAACCUCUUUGCUUGUACACUGUAUAUUCAUUUAAAGCAACAUUAUUUUAUGUUAAGAAUUUUUCGUGCAUCUUAUUUAAACUUAGGUCUCUAAUUUCAGGAGUCAAGGGGCUUAGUGCAGGACUCCAUAAAGCUUCAAUUCCAGCUUGUCCUUUGGGCAGGCAGCUCUCAGUGACGUUUUGCUUGUUCUGCGACCACUUCUUGCUCGUCUUAUAUUGGGUUAACCCUUUAAGCCCCAAGAUCCGCAUACAAAUUCUCAAGCUGAUCUCCAUACAUUUCCUUAUAGAAUUAGUUCAGAGAAUUUGUUCAAAGAUCAAAACAUUUUCCCUUAGGUGAUCAUUUUAUUCAUUCUCCUAAAGUUUUCUUUUAAUUAUGUGUGGAUAUUGUUAGGAGAAAAUUGAUGUUGGUCACUCUUGCAUCUUAUUAAAAAGGGUUAAUGAUUUUGUUUGAGGAUGACUUGCCUGAACUCUUGCCCAUAGGGAAAGUACAUGUAAGCUUUAAAAAUCAGUUGCCCAGCAAGGAAAUCAACUUGUCCUGGACUACCGGACAGGGCUUUUUUCAAGCCCUGGCUAUAGUCACAAAAUACUGUGAAUCUCACAAAACUGUGAACACUAGAAAUAUUUAUGGAAUGUUAUUGUGUUGCAAUUAAUAAGCCAUUAAGGUGCGAGAUAAGUAAACCGCCAACAGCAACGGUAAUUAGUUUGUGGUUUUGAGGUUUUCUUGUGUAUCCUGAACUUUAUUGUGAUUGGCCAGUACACAAUCAACAUUCCUGGAAUUUUUCAGGUGUUCACAGUUUUCUGAGUUUGACAGUAAUGAAGGCAGUAGUGUAGGCAGAGUUGAAGGCUGUGUUCUGUUUCUUAUUUUCACAGGGAGGAACACUCAUAGAAUAUGAAGGCAAACAAAGACUGCUAGAGAUUGCUCAAGUUCCAAAGGAACAUGUGAGUUAGCAGGGUUAAGGAACUUACAUGAAAAAUUACCUGUACUACAAGAGGCAGCGUGGCUGAGUAGUUAGAGGUUUUCUUUGUGCUCAAGUCUCUUCUGGGAAUUGCAAGACAAUGGAGUCAUGAAAAAAGGUCAAUUUUGACCCUAAAUAAAGCCUCGGUUAUGUUAGAAUUUUAAUAUAUCGAAUGUGGGCUAUUAAGAGUUAUUGCUGCUCAGUGAAUGGCUGAGAUUGACUGUCAUUGUUAAGCAUAAGUUACAACCUCUUGAACAGAAUGGAGCCUGUCUGUACUGUCAUUAAACAAGUUUAACAUCCAACAUGGCCUGGUGCACUGUCCAACAUUUUGUGAUAAACAAAAUGUUGAACUGUGUGUUACUGGCAUUAUCAGGUGCUUUGAAUUAAAGUUUGGCUUGACUACUGUAGUGAAAAUUCUUUGAGUAUUUUUAAUCCUCCAUUAUUUUAGGUUUUUUUUUUCAAUUCUUCAUUGUUUUCCCAGUAGUGUUAGCCUGUGCCACAGAUGGAACCAAACUCCUGCUUAAGUAUAAAUUAUCUGCAAAACAGCCCUGGCCUGAAACCGUUGUUCUGGGUGCCCACCUGUGUAUGAGGAUUUGAAUUCGUGAUUGGCUUGUCAAAAAAGCCAUUAGCACCAUUUAUAUGAGGAAAACUAAGACGCGUCUUACGCAAGAUGUGUCCUAAGUAAGACGCAAACUAUCCCGUAUAAACGGCACAUUAAGAUGCGACUUGGCUAAGAUGCGUCUUAUCGAAGAACAGGCGUUAAGUGCUGUUCUUAGAUAAGAUGCGUCUUUGCUAAAUUUCAGACGAAAUGUGCCGCUUAUACGGGAUAGUUUGCAUCUCAUUUAGGACGCGUCUUAUGUAAGACGUAUCUUCUUUUUCCUCAUAUAAAUGGCCCUAUUACUAUCACACCAAAUAUAACGAAAAAUUGAAGUUAUCUUAUUUUCUAGGUUGAUGAGUUCAAGUCAGUCAAUAAGUUCAGGUAUGUUAUGAAAGGAAAAUUUUGUGUUUUUAAGCUUUCUUAAUGUUCCCUAACAUGAAUUAUAUUGUUGUAGGAUAUUUAAUACAAACAACUUAUGGAUGAAGUUGUCUGCCGUCAAGAGAAUCGUGGAAGAGAGAAGAAUGGACAUGGAGAUUAUUGUUAACAAUAAGGUGAGCAGAAGACCCAGGGAGGUACUCAACAAAAUUUUAUACGGGGAGUCCCUGCCCCGAGGUCCAACGUCGUACCCUUUUAUAUACCAUUUAUGACAGAAAAGGUUAACCCUUUUGUAUAACUCUCAUUGACAAAUGGUACCCUUUUCAAAUUAUUAGUUUAGAACACUGCAUUCCCUUUAACCCUUUAAGUCCCAAUAGUGACCGUCAUCAAUUUUCUCCUAACAAUAUCCAUAUGUUGCCAAGAGAAAUGGUUAUGAGAGUUAAUAAAAUGAUCACUCAAGAGAAAAUGCUUUGAUCUGUUAUCAAACUCUCUCAAAUAAUUCUUUAAAGAAAUGUAUGAAGAUCAGUAUGGAGAAUUUAUAAGUGGACAUUGGAACUUAAAUGGUUAACUGUUGCAAAUGCACUGUCUUUUAAUUAUGAAUAAAUCACUAAGCCAGAGAGUUUUUUGGGGUUUGUCACAGCCAUAAAAUACGCCUGUUAGCCCUUAUCCCUUUAAACACUAAGAUCAAAAUUUAAAUUCUCAUCUGUUUCCCCUUUUCAUUUCUUACAGAAGUAGUGGGAAGAAUUUGAUUUAAUAUCGAGCAAAUUCAUUUUGUGUGAUCAUGUCCGAAAUUCUCGUGACCACUCUAUUUUACAAAGCAUUGAUAUUACAAGGAGAAAUUUGAUGCUGAUCACUCUUAGUGCUUCACCAUAUUGGCCAUUAUAGAGAGUUCCCCCCCCCCCCAGUGGGACUCUAAAACAACAGAACUGGCUUAGUUUGGUCUGUGAAUUGACAGUGAACAGUCUCUGUCCAGUCAGAUAUCUGAAGGUACAGCUGUACGGCAGGACUGGAGAGAGCUUUUGUGUGUGUGUGUGUGUGUGCUUACUUGACUUGCCCAACUGUGAUCGACUAUUCUUGGAAACUUCUUGCAUUUCAGUCGGUUAAGUGAGCUAUUUACUUAAAAAUAUCUGGCUUAAUUUUUUCCAUAUUUUGUCUUUUUUGCACAAACCCCUGUUGUUUCCUUUAGUUAUCGUUAAGUACUUGCAGUAACAGUCCUCUAUGUUUUUCUUGUUGCUUUUGUAGACACUUGACAGCGGAAUGCGCAUCAUUCAACUGGAGACAGCUGUCGGAGCUGCCAUGAAGAAUUUUGAAGGAGCUCAUGGUAAAAGAUAACACGUGCAAACUGUUUUAGUGAUGAUGAUAAUGAUGAUGUAAUGUUAGUAACCGCGACAAUAUUAAUGGUGUAAUUGUUGAUUAAUUGUUACGUUUAUCAUCAUCAUCGUUAUCUUCAUUUUUAACUUGUUUUCUUUUUAAUAUCAGAGACGGAUAAUUCUCUUUUGUAAUGACUUAAUUUAAAACUCUGGACUGCCUGCAAGAGUUAUUGACCGCAUCUGAGCCGCAAGGAAUGUAUUUGCGAAAUCGUUGAACUAAGAAUUAAAAUUCUUAGUUCAAAUAUUUCUGCCAGUUAUGUACAUAUUUUUUUUUCAAAGUUGAAUAAAAUUAUAGUUAUUAUAAAAAAUGUUAUUAUUAUUAUUAUGGUUAUUAUUAUUAUUAUUAUUAUUAUUAUUAUUAUUAUUAUUAUUAUUAUCAUUAUUAUUAUUGUUAUGAGCAACGUCAUGCAAGUUACAUGAAUGGUUCAAAGUUUUUUUUUUUGUCAAAUCACGCUUCAGCUGCAAAUAUCGUAAUCCCUUCGAACACCACACUUGCAGGUAUAAACGUACCACGAAGACGUUUCCUUCCGGUCAAAACCUGUUCUGAUCUGUUGAUUAUCAUGUCAAACUUGUAUGAAAUGAAACACGGCCAACUGGAGAUGAGUCAUCUUAGACAAUUUCCAACUGUGCCCAUAGUACAACUCAGCGGCUCACACUUCAAAAAGGUGCGUGGACAUUCCUCACGGUGCCUAAUGUUCCAAUCUCGUCCCCAGAGCCUGCGUUAUCCUGAUCCAGCGAAACGUGCUAUGGACGAUUGGUGUGAUCCUUGGUGCUGACCAAAAGGAUCACAGUCUCUGGGAGCGAGAUUGAUAACGUUCAGGACCCGUAUUACCCUGGGUGCCAGAGAGUUUUUAUGUGCGGUUUCCUGUUGCGGUCAAGUCUUUAUGAGCACUGUUCAAUGGACUUAGUUAAAUCAAAUUGCUGUAGUGUUAGUUUUAGUGUUUUUACCGAUUACACGACAAGAAGAGCUAAUAGGAUGGCAUCUGUGGUAAGUUGCAAGAUGCCCCUCCAUAAACAAGUAAUCGAAUUGUUGGCGUAAAUACAGCUCUAAAUCUUGACUAAGGAAAACGAAAGUUAGUUCGAGUUAGCGGGAAAUUCGAGUUAUUUGAGUUCGAGUUAACCGAAUAAAAAUAACUGAAACUAGGGGUCAAAUCCAAGGGAAGUGGGGCUUUGUUUGGGUUAGCAGAGACGUUCGAGUUAUCCGAAUUUAGCUUACCGGACUGUCCUCUACUAUUACAAACCCGCUGUGAAAUUUCCUGAAUUUCCUUACCGUUAUUAUUAUUAUUAUUAUUUUUUUGCGUGGGUCAACAGGUAAAGGACUUCUUAGCGCGCUUUGAGACCAUUCCUGAUCUCUUAGAACUGGAUCAUCUGACUGUAUCUGGUGACGUCACAUUCGGCAAAGGAGUCUCUCUGAAGGUGAGCUCUUUCUUAGUGUUGGUAGGACAUAACGGCAGAAGAAGAGGUGUACGGUCUAGCCUGUUCCAGGCGCUCAGAUUGUGGUGGCUGCGCGAAGAGAUGUGAGCAGGAAAAACCCAAACGCCUGGGACGGGCUAUGCCCAGUCUGAAGUGACCUAGAGAUAGCAAGACAAACAGACUCGAAGAACUUUAUAAAAAGCGGAUAUAUAAUUUUCUAACGUGUUCAGUUCGUCGACAGUGGCGUUAUUAUUUUAAAUUGUAAAACAUUUUGCCUUGGCUAUCCACCCUAAAUGAUCGAAUUCUCUUGUCUUCCAAGUCUUCUGUUCUUUCAAGAUGGCGACUAUACUUUAAAAUUAAAUGCGAAAAGUUUGCAUGCAGAUAAAUGGAUAGCAGUCUCUCUUAUACCUUAUGUACAUGGCAAUGAAUUUCCUAAUUGAUAGCGCCAAUGCUGGCUGCGUAGUUUGCUGUUUUUCAGCGAUGAUUUUGAUUUUUUGUUAUUUUUCUUCAGGGCACUGUCAUUGUGAUUGCUAAUCAUGGCGAUAGGAUCGAUAUUCCCUCAGGUGCUUUGCUGGAAAACAAGAUCGUCUCUGGAAACCUCAGAAUCUUACAGCAUUAAAAACUGUUUCAUAGUUUAGUCUAUAUACAUAUAUAGUGUAGUUAAACUUUGUAAGUAGCAUAGAAAUUGUCCUUAUAAAGACCGAAAUCAGAAUUCAAGCUUUAUCUCAAAUGUGAUUUUAUAGAAAACUAUUGAAAAACAAAUAGAACGGCUAAAGAGGCUUAUUUUAACUGGUAACACCAUGAGGUAACGUUCAUAAACGUAGAAGGUAGAACUGUACGCUAAAUAAAUAGCAUCACGUGAAAGUACUGCUGAAAGGUUCAACUGAGUAGUCACACCAUAGGAGCCACAGACUUACAGUUACAACCUGUUUUAUAGCAUUAUCAAUAGUACCGUGUGAAAAUGCUGCUGAGGUCAUUCAUUUGAAUGAUCAAAACAUAAAGAUUUUGUCCACCGACUCAGAAAACGAAUGAGCAUCGCAUGGCAUGUCUUCAUAGAUAGACUGUUCCGAAAGAUGGCCGAGAACGAGCGCUGUAGACGUCAUCUACAUAGGGGGCGGGGGACGGUUUGGGAGGGUGCCCUGAGGAGUCCUUUGUACCCCCACCGCUAUAAACCCCGACGUUCGCCCCCUCGUAACAUUUGCAACCUAUUACAAAAUGGUUGUCAGAAUGUCAGUGAAGAUGAGCGCUCGACCUCAACGAUCUAGCGGAAAUUUAGGGACUUUGAACAGUCUACUUUAUCAAUGGCUUAGACUGUUGAAGGCACAAGGGAUACUAUCAGAUAUUUUUAAAAUAUUUAAUCACAAGGAAAGUUCAUAACUUAGAGAAAGCUAUUUUUAGUUAUAGAAAUCAUUAAUCUUAGUUCGUAAUCAAGAAUUAUAAUACGAUUAAACAUGUUUCAAUCGGCAGUGAUGGACUCGGGAGAGGGUCUAAAACUGCGCGAAUGUGGACAUGCAGACAGCAAGGGUUAUUUACCACGGGUGAGGGCAAUAUGGCUGGAUAUUGGCCAAGUUUUUCCCUCAAGGUCCACAAAAACGUAAAAAAGAACGAGGCUAAUACCCAGCCGUCUUAAGCAAACAAGCUUGGUCAAUAAAGAAUUUAUCAUGUUGUUAAAACAAAGUCUUUUCUUGCGGGACAAAGCAGGUACUCCCGAGCGGACAAGAUAAGCUCAUCUCGCCCGCUUGUGAAGUCAGCCAUGUAUACCCCAUAUAUAAUAAGAGUGUAGAAAGUACCUGAAUCUGUGAAAUCAGUACAGCACAGAUAAUAAGGUACUGAAAGCUCAUACGACAGGAAACUAACCAGGAACUAACGUAAAAAGGAUUUGAAGAACUGUCAGACGUUUUUUUUCGUCUAGGUAGGAGGCUAGAUUGUUUUAUGAGGCACACGCGAUGAAGUGCCCCGAGACCUGCUUUUGUUUUACCACAGUUGUUAAGCGGCCUCAAAAACGUUCUUGUUCGUUCCUCAAGCGGGGGCGUAGCCAGCUUUUCGUGGCUGACUUUUAUUUCCACAUAUCCUGAAAACUACAUGCAUGACUAGUCUGACCUCACCAACGCUUUGACCUCUUACGCUUUUUAGCUCACCCCAGCAGCGCAUAAUUUAUUACAAGCGUUAGAGCGAUCAAACCAAACAUUUGUAGGCCCGGGCCUACAGGUCUUUGGGCUGGCUACGCGCCUGUCAAGUACUUAGAUUUUGGGUUAUCAUUGUCAAGAAAACUGGAGCUAAAAGCCCAGCCGUGUUUUCGUUCUUUUUGCAGUGGCGUUGUAAAUGUUCUCUAGUGUUGAAAUAGCUUGUUUAAAGUGGUGAGCAGUCAACAGUCCUUCCUAAGUUGAGCUAACAAAGCAUUGCUGGUAACAGAAUAAAAUAUAUAGAUCAUAUAUAAUGCAAUGACGUUUGUGAGUUGGAGCCUAUUACAACAUGUCGCUCCGCUAAGCUAGAAACAAUAUUAUAAUGUAGAGUAACUGAAAGUGGGAAAGAUUGGAAAUCAUCAAUUAUGGUCAGGUUUUACAUCUAAGAUUAAAAGCUUCAACCACAAUACGUCUCUUGAAAGCUUGUAUUUAUCAAAUCUCGCCUAGGUUCCCAC